Dreissena polymorpha is the source of this 2428-nucleotide messenger RNA. RefSeq lists its product as uncharacterized. Bases 83 to 1678 code for a protein of 531 amino acids. NCBI's taxonomy places the organism in Eukaryota, Metazoa, Mollusca, Bivalvia, Myida, Dreissenidae. The record is from RefSeq and is a predicted model, not a curated record. The transcript is spliced from 10 exons.
GUUUUUUUUUUCCUUGUUAAGUUGUUUCACAACUAUAUGCACAUAACAUUAGUAUUGGAUUAGCUGUACUGACUGGAGAACCAUGGAAGUGUUCCUCUAUAGGGCUCUAUACUUCUCCCUAUGUCUCACAUUUGUUGAGCCCACGGCCAUCUACCAACUGUUCAAGGGGCCCAAGACUGGUGAAACACAGCGCUAUCAAGUUUGUCCUAUGCUGUCCCAGCCAUGUUCCCACUGCUUUUACUGCGAAGAUGGCGUCCUGUCAGAUUCCACUUACGAAUAUAAACAGGAUGUACUAUGUAACCAGUUCUACAGAGGCAAAAAUAUGUCAGAGGCUCUUCUACCAGAAGAGUUAGCAAACAACAAAAUACCAGUGUGCAAUAUUGGACAGGUUCCAGGAUGUGGCCCUCCGCCUCAAGAUAACAUUCAGCCAGGACUGUCCUGGAAAUGUGACCCAGGCCACAGUAAUCAACCCCACUCUGUCUACUUCUCCUGUGCCCUGAUCUGCAACUAUACAAACACUGUGGCUUACCAGUACUACUGCAAUGAAAGUCUACGCUGGGAACUCUUAGAAGCGGCUAAUUUUAGCUGUAUAUCAAUUGUGUCUGAUAAGAUUGUGACGGAUGCAUCAAUUGAUACUACAGAAACAGGUUCGAAUGUACCGGUAUCCACGAUUGUUGGAUGUACAGUGGCUGGUGUGGGGGUGAUAAUUCUCGUCAUUUUGAUAAGCUGCUUACUCCACCGUAAACACAGAAAGGAUGGUAAACCUAGAGAAAAUGAAGUUGUACGAAAUGGAAACCAUGCUCCAAAUGGUUCUUCAAAUAGAAAUAAUUGGAUAAGAAGAGAACAUGGAACAGAGAUUGAAAUGACAGUAAUGCCUGAUACUGAAAACAUUCAGGCUGAACCACAAGAUGUACAUCAACCGCAAGAUAAACAUCAGACUAGUGUAAAAAUGUGUGAUGCUAUUGAAAGCAGUGUUCCAGACACAUGUUCAAGUGAAAUAUCACUAAUAAACAAACAUGAUAGGAGGACAAAUAACGACAAGCCUGCAGAAAAAUGCAUAUUGAAACAGAUUUUCAACAGGAAAAAGAACAUUGAGUCAACCAGUGGCAUUAACAUCCAAUUCAAAAUUUUGAAAUGGCAAAAAUGCGUGGAUGUAAAUGGAGUCUAUGUGAUUCCAUCAGGUGCUGAGAUCAGGAUAUUUAUAAAUCCUAAGCAAGCAAAGGAUCUCUGUGUGGAGAAGGAAGCUGGACCAAACAUUAAAGGACAAUACGAGAUUGGGAAAACACAGUUUGUGAUUAAUCCCAAAAAAGAAAAAGAAGAUUGCAGUGGAAAGUAUUGCUGUAAAUAUACCCUUCUAUCAAGCCCAGAAGAAAAGACUGAACUUUUUGAGAUUCAAAUUUUAUGGAAAAAAAUUAACAAUGAUUGGAAUCGGCCUGAUUCAAAUGAUGCUCCACUAACUCUUAGUUCGUUGGUGUCAAAAGACUCAGGUUUAGAGUCAUGUAAAGAUCCACAUGGGCAUAUUCCUAUUGACAAAGUGCCCAAGGAAAGUGAUCCAUUUAUAGUGAACUGGAAUAGUCUAUCUUACGAACAAUCUCAUCAACCAAAUGAUUUAAACAAUGUGAUGGUGGAAUGUGAAACAACCCCGUGUCUAACAAAAGGCCAGAAUAGGAGUAGUUGAUUUGCGGCACUUUGUUUAGUAUUAUUUCAUGGGAAAUUGAGAUAUUAUUAUGUUAUUAUGUUGUAUUUUGUCAGUGUGACCGUAUAUCGUCUGUGAAUGUUUGCUUGUAACUGUAUAUUUUGUUAUAUAAAUUGUGUGACUGUGCUUGUACAUUGCCUGUAUAUGUCGUAAAUGUAUAUUUAAACAUAAAUAACAAAUAACGAAAAUAAUAAACGUCAUAUCUGUUUAAUGACUUAUUCCAUAUUGAUACAUGUGUAUUUGUUUGUAAACACAAUUUGAAACCUUAAAUAACAAUAAUUGUUUUAAGGCCUUUUUGGUUCAUUUUGUGGCCUUUUUGGUACGCUUUGUGGCCUUUUUGGUCAGGCCUUUUUGGUAUUCGGCCUUUUUGGUAUGCGGCCUUUUUGGUUUUCGGCCUUUCUGGACCUAAACCCCUCGCGGAGAUAUAUUAAGAAUGCAUAAUUCAAAUUGUUAAUGUACCAUCACGUUAUUUACGAACAAAUCUACAUGUGCGUACACAAUUAAAGUUAAUUAUAUAUUAUUAUCAACAAAUACUAUUUGAACUUUAAUGAACAUCUCCGAAACAAAACGCAAGACACAAUGUUUGUGUUCGAACGCCUCAUUUAACUUGGCCGCCAAACAUUUUCCUUAACCGAACGAAAUUAUCGUUUUUGAACGAAAACAUUUACGACCACAACGGGCCGUUGUCGGCUCGCUAUCGGCAAAAAUAAGCACAAGUUGCAUAUUUAUUAU